This is a messenger RNA of Cotesia congregata, 507 nucleotides long. The record is from the annotation of a GenBank genome assembly. Lineage: Eukaryota; Metazoa; Arthropoda; Insecta; Hymenoptera; Braconidae.
AUGUCGAGAUUAAGAACAUUAUUUCAAAUACCAAAUCAACUAAUUUUAAGGACAGUAUGUACAUCUCGAAGUUUGCCAAAAAAAUUUCCUACCGUCGAGAAUUAUCGUUCUUCAGCUAUAAUAAAUCAAUUUCGGCAGUUUAGUGCGAAUACGUCAGAGUCAAAACUUCAAGAUGAAAGUAAAGAACCAACGAAGCCACUUGCUAAAAUUCAAGCAAGACUUAUGAUCCAGUUUACGUGUAAAAAAUGUGAUACGCGAAGUUCUAAGACUAUGUCAAAGCUAGCUUAUGAAAAAGGUAUAGUAAUUAUUCGGUGUGAUGGUUGCAAAAAUAAUCAUCUGAUUGCUGAUAACUUGGGCUGGUUUAAUGGAGAUAGACAAAAAGUAAAUAUUGAAAAACUAAUGCAGUUAAAUGGUGAAAAAGUAAAAAGAUUGAACGCGUAUGGACAUGAGAUUUUUGAAGUUGUUGAAAAAAAAGUGUUAGUAAUGAAAAGUGUUGAUAAGAAGUAA